CUGAUUCAGUUUUAUAAAGAAACGCGUGUUUAGACGUUUCCAGAUGACUUUUAUUGAAGCAGAGGAAACGGGAGCAUUUUGUAUGGCACUGUCUGUGUGGAGCAAUAGUAGGAUAGUAUGAGCAUAUGUGACCCUCUAACACACAAAGAGACAGUUCUGACACAAAAGGCUACCAAGCCGGCUUAAUACAAUCAACACAAAGUACUAUGGAAAACCCGAAAAUGGCAACAAUUGUUAACCCAGAACUAGAUGCCCUUCAGGACAAAUCCAGCCGCUAUGAACUCCUGGCCUGGCUUAACAGUUUACUGAAAACUAAGUUUACUAAAAUGGAAGAGAUAUGCUCAGGGGCAUGUUUUUGCCAGCUGAUGGACUGGCUCUUUCGAGGGUCCAUCGACAUGAACAAAGUGAAGUUUCAAUGUCAGGACCAGGCAGACUUUCGCCACAACUAUAGUCUUCUGCAGACAGGAUUCAGAAAAAUGGGUGUCACAAAAUCUAUCCCAGUGGAAGAGCUCAUAACAGGGAAAUUCCGGUCUAAUUUUACUUUUCUGAAGUGGUUCCGGAAGUUUUUCCAAGCUAACAUGACUGGGCAGGUAUAUAACCCACUGGAGGCACGUAAUGGACAAGAAAUUGCACAUGCACAACCCAAUCUUCAAUCUCCCCAGAGAUCAAAAUCAUCAGCAAACCUCAAUACCUCUGGAAAAGGGAAGGAGGAUUCUGACUCAGAUGUGGAUGUUUCGGAAAAAAAGUCUAUCACUUAUGACCCCCAGUGGCAAGAAACCUUCAAAUGGAUCAAGCCUAGCACUCUGGGGGAUAUCUAUGCAUACUGUACAAUCUGUGACUUAAAUAUUACUGUGUUUAACUCAGGAUUGCUUGAUUUAAAGCACCACCAGCAGUGUAAAAAACACAAAACGCAACAACUAAAGACAUCCAGAAAAGGAAACCAGGUCAAGAAUUUCACAUGUAGUGAACUCAUGUUGCGCUUCAUUCAAACCCACUGUCUGCCUUCUCACACCAGGAAGGUCUCCCAGCGUACAGCUAGGCAUGUUCUUGGAUUACAGUACCCAAAAGACAUUUCUUUGGCUGCUAAGCAGGUCCCUUACUGUGUUUACCUUUAUGGACAAGUGGCGCUAAGUGAAGAGAGUGAGGAAGAGAACUACAGCUGUGUAGUACUUCUGGGGUUCUUUGAUGAAAAGGCUGCAAAACACUGUAUAAGGAUUCUUGAUAUUUUUCAGCGUGUAGACUCUGAUGAUGCUAUUGUUGAGUCUUUGAAGGACAUUGUGAAAAGAUUUGAGUUGCCGUUGAGCAACAUGGCAGCUUUCUAUGUUGAUGACCAGGAUGAGCUGUCUGGGAAGGUUUCUCUGAAACUGAAGAAACUCAAUCCAAAAGCAGUGGCUCUUGGUGGGCUUUAUAGCUUGGCAGACUCAGCCUGCAAUGCUGGAGUAAAGGCCUUUUCUGACAAGGUUCAACAGCUUAUUGUUAACAUUUAUGAACACUGUUCUACUUGCUGCACUAAAAAUGACAAUCUUAAGGGAUUGUUUGCUGGUGUUUGUGGCCUUGAUGGCUCUGUCCAUUCUCUCUCUCAGAGCAGCAACAUAUUUUGUAUCCUAAUAAGCAAGGUGCUUGAAAUGUGGACAGACUUGAUCUCAUACUUCACAUCCUGCAGUGAGAAUGAUGACAAGGCUAAACACAUCUGCUCUCAAUUGGAGGAUCCCAAACUCAGGAUUGCCUUCAUGUUCCUGGACCAUGCUCUUGGACCACUUAAAACCUUUAAUGAUCGUCUGGAACGGCGUGAGGGUUUUGCUCGCGCAGAUCUUGUCCAGAUCUUACGGGAAGCAAGUUGCCUACUUCGCUCCUAUGCUUCAACAUUUCUCCAUCCUCAGGCUGUGGUGCGUUUUCUGAAGGAACGAGACCCAGCCAUCCUUGAGAACCCAAAGUUGCAUCUUCCUAGCAAUGAACUGAGCUUUGGUGGGGAUGCAGUGGAGAACUUUCUGUCUGAGAGGGAAGAAGAGUUGACUGACUUUCUGAAGGCAUUUCAGGAUGAGUGUAUGGCUUUCUAUAAGGCACUUACAGCUUGCAUUGCUAAGGGGCUGCCCUUGAGUGAUGGUAUCCUAAGGAAUAUGUCUCAUCUUCUAAGCCCAGAUGGAAGGUUAAAGGUCACAAGCAAAGGUGUUGUAGAACUUGGUGAACAGUUUGGCCUCUCAACCAACCCAGAGGUAUCUGCCAAGCUCAGAAAUGAGUUUCUAGAGUACCAGCUCAUUGAGGAAGGAAGUGGUGAAGAAAAUGAUGAGAAUGGACAUGUAGAAGGCCUAUCAGAUUGCUUUCCUAGUCCUUCCUUGGAGUGUCAUUGGAGCUCUGUCCUUAAGACCACUGCAGAAACAUCUGUCUUCAGGAAACUUGUCCUUAGUCUUUUGGCUUUGCCCUGUCCACCCCUUGAAGCUGAGAAAGUCUUUGCUCAGGCAGUGGAGAAUGGGGACAUUGGCAAAUUGGAUGGCAAUUUGGCAGACAGUGAGUCUGAUACCCUCAAAGAAGUGGAUUCCACUAAUGACGAUUCAUCCUCCGAAGUCUCCAGCACUAAGACAACACCUGUUAGAAAUGGGAGGAAAAAGAAGACAUCAAAGAUGAGUGACCUUUCAGUCUCAGUGAAGCCAUGCACGGUGCGACUGCAGAAGAUAACCAAUAAGACAGCGAUGAAGUUAAACAAAGAUGGGGACCAAGUCUUUACUGAAGAUGAUGUAGUCUGGACUAAGGAGGACUCCAUUAGGGGGAUUUAUGGUUGGGAAAGCAGUUUGCGACAGAAGCCGCAGGCACGUACUGUCUUUCAGGCUGGGUCAGGCACCUGGGCCAAACCACAGAGCCUCCAAUUGGACAAGAUGGAUCAGGCGACAAAAAAUGAUGGAGGCCAAGCUGUAUCAAGCAUCACCACACCAAGUCCCAAGCCUGGAAAGAGAGCUCAAAUGUACCAGGAUGGGAGGGGUUUUAGCAUUGGAGAGCUGGUAUGGGGGAAGGUGAAGGGUUUUUCAUGGUGGCCUGGUCUUGUAGUGGCCUGGAAGACAAAGACAUCUCCCCAAUCUAUGAGACGUGUCGAAUGGUUUGGAGAUGGCAUGUACUCAGAGAUUUGUACAGAGAGGCUUUUGCCUUUUGCGGCAUUUGCAAAGUGUUUCUGCAACAAUUCAUAUGCCAGUCUGCCCACUUACAAAGAUGCCAUUUACCAAGUUCUUGAGCUGGCAGGUGAGCGUUGCUCAAAGACCUUUGCAUCCUCGGGGAACAAACAGGAAGAAAUAAAGGCCAUGCUGGACUGGGCUUUUGGGGGCUUUCAACCCACAGGCCCUGAGGGAUUUGCACCUCCAGACACUUAUGCUUCAUUUGUCAACCAAAAGACUGAGUCUUCAGACUCCUCUGUGUCUGAUUAUCAACCUCCAGCCAAAAGAAAAUAUGUUCACAGAGGCAGACCUUCCACAACUCAGGAGUACACAAAAGAGCAAAUGGUUCAUGAAGUUUCAGUAAAAGGGAAAAACAUUGAAGAUUUCUGCCUCUCAUGUGGCACUGCAAACACUGAGAUUUUCCAUCCACUCUUUGAAGGGAGCCUUUGUUUAAAAUGCAAGGAAAAUUUUACAGAGACUUUAUACAGAUAUGAUGAAGAUGGAUAUCAGUCUUACUGCACUAUCUGCUGUGCUGGACUGGAGGUCAUUCUAUGUGGCAAUGCCAGCUGCUGCAGGUGUUACUGUAAGGACUGUCUUAAUGUGCUGGUUGGACCAGGGACAUUUGACAAGUUGACAGAAGUAGAUCCGUGGAGCUGCUACAUUUGCCUCCCCCCUAACAAAUAUGGUGUUCUGAAGCUCAGACCAGACUGGAGUGUGCGUGUUCAGGAGUUCUUCGCCAAUAACAGUGCCUUUGAAUUUGAACCGCACAGAGUUUACCCCUCAAUUCCCGCUCACCAGCGCCGGCCUAUCAAGGUUUUAUCCCUCUUUGAUGGAAUUGCCACAGGCUACCUUGUUCUGAAAGAUCUAGGCUUCAAGGUAGAGCGUUACAUUGCUUCUGAGAUCUGUGAGGACUCCAUUGCUGUAGGGAUGGUCAAGCAUGAAGGAAGGAUUGAAUAUGUCAAUGAUGUGCGCACCAUCACCAAAAAACAUCUGGCAGAAUGGGGACCGUUUGACCUUCUGAUUGGUGGCAGUCCCUGUAACGAUCUGUCCAUGGUGAACCCAGCCAGAAAAGGCCUUUUUGAGGGCACAGGCCGACUGUUCUUUGAGUACUACCGUAUACUAACUAUGAUGAGGCCAAAAGAAGAUGAUGACCGACCGUUCUUCUGGCUCUUUGAGAAUGUGGUGGCCAUGAGUGCACAUGAUAAAGCUGACAUUUGUCGCUUUUUGGAGUGUAAUCCGAUCCUGAUUGAUGCUGUGAAAGUGAGUCCCGCCCACAGAGCUCGCUACUUCUGGGGCAAUCUACCUGGAAUGAACAGACCACUGGCUAUAUCACUUAACGACAAAGUAGAUCUGCAGGAUUGCCUGGAAGUCGGUCGGGUUGCUCAGUUUGAUAAAGUUCGCACCAUCACUACAAAAUCUAAUUCCAUUAAGCAAGGGAAAAUGGGACCUCUUCCUGUUACCAUGAAUGGGAAGGAGGAUUACCUUUGGUGUACAGAGAUGGAAAGGGUAUUUGGCUUCCCUAAGCAUUACACUGAUGUGAAUAACAUGGGUCGAGGCCAGAGGCAGAAGGUUCUAGGGCGUUCCUGGAGUGUUCCUGUGAUUCGUCACUUAUUUGCACCACUGAAGGAUUACUUCGCAUGCGAGUCUUAGUUAUGCUUUAACUACUAUCUUUUAACAGCCUUGCGAUUCAAAGGCAGAGGAAAAGUAGUGUCAUGGAAUUUUCUACCUACAACCAUAAAGUCUAUGUUUCUUAACAUUUUUUUUAAUUAAUGAAUUUUUAGAAGUUUUUGGUGUUUUGCAAACAAACAAAUCUGUUUUAUGACACACCUUUAUUGUUUUAAAGUCACCUGAUCACUUUUUCAGCUUGAUCAAGGUCAGAAUGCACAGACACUUUUUGGUUCUAUUUUAUACAUCUUAUGUACUGUUGAUCUAGUUUUGUUUAGACUGUCUUUUUUAGACUGUCUUAAUGACAAUGUUGUGCUAGAGAGCCACUGAAACCCCACCCCACUACCUCAGUUAAUAAUCUGUGACUGGUGCAUCAUCUGGAGAAAUGCUGUUUACCUAUUUAUACAUUAAUAUACAUACAGUGAGUUGGGCUUAUAGGCACUCUUAAUGUUACAUGAACUUAUCUGGUCAGGAAUUUUUAUAACUAUUCAUCAAAAUGGUCAUUUUAACUCAUGCCAUCAUGUAUUUUUCAGAAAUUUUAAUUAUUUUUCUGCCUCAGUUUACAUACUACUUUUACACUACCAUCACUCGUUCUCUUGAAAAUGUUUAAUGUAAUCAUGUAAUAUAUUUUUAUAGUACAAAUCCCAAAGCACAUUUGAAUAUGAAACAAAUCUAACCUGAAAGUGAAUAAGCCUCAAAUUUUUUAAGCUGACAGCUUUAUUUUUUGAGCUUCUGGUGCUGAUAUCACUUUUUAUUGUUUUUCUGAAUAUAAAGAGGAGGAAAAGGCAACUUUGUGUAAUAACAUAAGUGCCUACAAGAGGACAUUUAAUAUUUUAUACAUGACUACUGUGAUUCCUGAAUAUAUUUUAACAUGGCUACCAUUAUCACUGUAUGUUGAAUGUACAGAGUGUCCCAAAAGAAUCCAUACGUAGGGGAAAUUAAUACUUUUUAGCAAAAUGUAACUUUAUUUACAAAACACCCUCUACAUGAUUGCCAUUUCUUUGUAAGCUCACACUGAGUCGUCUCUCCCACUCAUGAUGAACUGGUGAUAACACAUCUGGUGUUAUGCGUGUAAUUGCAUGUCCAUCGCAACCUUGCGACAGCUUCCCGAUCAAGCCUUGAGAAUGAUUUCAAUACGUUUUUUUGUCAGACAUUCUUAACACUUCAAAGGCUAUCUGAAAAAAAAAAAUAUAUAUAUAUAAAAUAUAAACUAAGUAUGAAAAUUUUUGGAAGACAUUUUGCUAAAAAAGUCUUAAUUUCUCCUAUGUACGGAGACUUUUGUGACACCCUGUAGAAUCAGAUCUCAUUGACAGUUUGUGCUUUGUUCACAUUAAGAAAUGCCAAAAAAAAAAAAAAACAUUCUGUGCCUCCAAUUGUCCAAUUCAGCAGUGAGGUGCUAUAAAUGUAGAUAGUCAUAUUUAUCCAGGACAGUUCGAGGUGCUAACAAAGCAGCAUUUGCUUGGUGCAUGGUGCUUAUUCUGUGGAAGUUGUAAAAUUAGUAUUUAUUCUGUAUACAAAAUUAUGUUAAUCAGUUGCUGUUUACUAGCAUUUUCAUUAAAUCAGUUAGAGCAGUGGUUCAUAACAAAUAAACAAAAUGCUGUGGUCACAUCUAUGGUGUAAUCUGAAAUGGUGAUAAAAUGCAUGUGUAUCGAUGCAAGAUGCAUGAGGUCUGACUAGCUGAAUGCUUUAGCAUUUGAAGUGUGAAGUCAUUUAUGUAAGGUAUGUGAAAUGUCUUUAUCUUGCUUUUUGUAGCAUAGUAAAUGUUAGCAUAUCAGGAGAAUCUACUUGAGCUAAACUAUUUACACCAGCAGGUCUCAUGUCCAUGGAGAACACUUUAGAACAGACUAUUUUGGUUUUUUGACAAAUCAGUCGGUGCUAUUGUUUUUGAUUAAUUCUCUUUUUUAUUUUUUGAGAGUGAUUUUUAGUGCUGUCCUCUUGAACUUUUCUACUGAGCGAUCAUUUUAACAAGCUUUUAUAUCUGAGUUCUCAUUGUCAGAGGGUGAUCAUUGCUGUACAAGCUAGGGAUGGUCUCCCAAAGUGUCGAGCAUAAAAGCCAUGUCACAACUUAUAAACAGGGCUACAUUUACAUUUUUAUAUUGUAACUUGGUGUUCCACUAAGCUUGAACAACAUGUGAUGUAACUGGCAACUAAUAAAUUGUUUCAAUGUACUGUUUAA
Messenger RNA from Pangasianodon hypophthalmus (striped catfish), 6981 nucleotides. It is a transcript of the gene dnmt3ba, whose product is annotated as DNA (cytosine-5-)-methyltransferase 3 beta, duplicate a. Lineage: Eukaryota; Metazoa; Chordata; Actinopteri; Siluriformes; Pangasiidae. Gene Ontology annotation, biological process: negative regulation of transcription by RNA polymerase II. Gene Ontology annotation, molecular function: DNA binding; protein binding; DNA (cytosine-5-)-methyltransferase activity, acting on CpG substrates. The record is from RefSeq and is a predicted model, not a curated record. The coding region runs from base 207 to 4790 and encodes 1527 amino acids. Gene Ontology annotation, cellular component: nucleus. The transcript has 26 exons.